This is a messenger RNA of Tarenaya hassleriana, 585 nucleotides long. RefSeq names its product cucumber peeling cupredoxin-like. NCBI's taxonomy places the organism in Eukaryota, Viridiplantae, Streptophyta, Magnoliopsida, Brassicales, Cleomaceae. Bases 28 to 585 code for a protein of 185 amino acids. The transcript has 2 exons. Gene Ontology annotation, molecular function: electron transfer activity. The record is from RefSeq and is a predicted model, not a curated record. Gene Ontology annotation, cellular component: plasma membrane.
UAUAAGAAUAGAAAAAGAAAAACAAUAAUGGAGAAGUUGAGGAAUGGAGUAUUAUUGAUGACAGUGUUUGUAGCGGCAGCCGUGGUCGUGGAGGUCGCUGCGGCACAGACGGUUCAUGUGGUCGGAGAAAACAUGGGAUGGACCGUUCCUAGGACCGGUGGUUCCACUGCCUACACCGCUUGGGCCUCUUCCAAGAGGUUCAUGGUCGGUGAUAUCUUGACAUUCAAUUUCCCGACGGACAUACACGACGUACUAAGAGUGACAAAGGAAUCAUAUGAUGAAUGCACUUCGACGAAUCCCAUCGGAGAUCUCAUCGUUAACGGUCCCGCCAACGUCACCCUCUCCUCCUCCGGUGACCAUUUCUUCAUCUGCACCAUCGGUCGCCACUGUCUCUCAGGCCAAAAACUCUCCAUCUCCGUCACCGGCAGCGGCGGUGGCAUAUUGGAAAAACUACAGUGUCCACCGCCGGAGGAUGGAUCCUCCGGAGGACCGAUGACUGGUCCUCCGUCGCCGUCUUCCUCCUCCGUCUUGGCUAGUUCGUUCUUCAUGUCUGUCGUUUUUGUUGCUGUGAGUAUGGUUGUUUAA